AUGACCAUUCCUUCUCCUCCCCCGCCACCACCGCCGCCGGCAUUUGAGAGCGUCGCCCCUCGUCCGACACCGCGACCACCCACAGUCCCGCCUGAUGGUCCGGCCGGGGCGUUUCUAGUGCAACUUUUCGUGUUCAACGGCUCUCCGUUCAAGGAUCAUUGGGCAUACUUUGUGCGGUCCAAUGCCAGGCACACGCAGGGCGUUGUUUUGCAUGCCACUGGCGACGUCAAUAACGGGUUCCGGCUGGAGUUCAAAAGGAUGCACGACCUCGAUACAGCCGAUGAGGUGCCGUCGGAGAUCAUACCCCUGCAGUGGGUAGAUGCGCAGUAUUUCGAUGAAACGGCUAUGCUCAACAAUGGCAAUCCAGUCAUCGACGCCGUGCCUGUAUGCCCAUUCGAGGCCAGCGCAUGCAAAGUCAAGGCGCCAGGAAAGUCUUUGAACUCGGCUGCUGAAAUUACAUAG
Molecule: messenger RNA, 462 nt
Organism: Purpureocillium lilacinum
Lineage: Eukaryota; Fungi; Ascomycota; Sordariomycetes; Hypocreales; Ophiocordycipitaceae
Source: RefSeq, a predicted model, not a curated record